AUGCUGGAUUCUGGGCCUUACUCAUCUAUAUUAGAAAUUGCAUUACCCUCCCCUCUACGUUCUCCCUUCAACUCUCCGUUCGCCCUUCCCCUCUCCGUCGCGCUUCCCCUCUCCGUUCGCCCUUCCCCUCUCCGUUCGCCCUUUCCCUCUCCGUUCGCCCCUCCCCUCUCCGUUCGCCCUUCCCCUCUCCGUUCGCCCUUCCCCUCUCCGUUCGCCCUUCCCUCUCCGUUCGCCCCUCCCUCUCCGUUCGCCCUUCCCCUCUCCGUUCGCCCCUCCCCUCUCCGUUCGCCCUUCCCCUCUCCGUUCGCCCUUCCCCUUUCCGUCGCGCUUCCCCUCUCCGUUCGCCCUUCCUCUCUCCGUGGCGCUUCCUCUCUCCCGUCGCCCCUCUUCUCUCCCGUCGCCCCUCCUCUCUCCCGUCAACCUUCCUCUCUCUCCUUACUACGUCGCUCUCGCUGCAUCGCCUACCUUCGUGCCAGGCGCUCAUGUUUGGAGCUCUAA
This is a messenger RNA of Closterium sp. Naga37s-1, 498 nucleotides long. The record is from the annotation of a GenBank genome assembly. NCBI's taxonomy places the organism in Eukaryota, Viridiplantae, Streptophyta, Zygnematophyceae, Desmidiales, Closteriaceae.